AUCGCGCGCGCAAGCAAACCGCCAGCGAAACGCAUCUCCGCCUGAAUGGAAUAACGCCUGGAUAAAGAACCCCAUAACGCAGAUCUCGAGAUUGGGUAACCAGUGACCAGAGACCAGUCACCAGUGACCUUUGACCAAAAUGGCCGCGGCAAUGAUGAGCGAUCGCGAGCGGGAGUCGAUCGUCAGCAAUUUGACCAAGGAUGUGCAGGCCCUCAGGGAAAUGGUGCGGAGUCGGGAAAGCGAGCUGGUCAAGCUGCACCGGGAAAUCCACAAACUGAAGAGUGUGCUCCAGCAGACCACCAACCACCUGAACGUCACCCGGAGCGAGAAGGCCAAGAUGAAGCUCUACUCCUUGCCGGAGCAGUGUGGCGAGCAGGAGGGCAGGGAGCGGGAUCCGCAUGUGUGCAGCUCCUGCGGCAUGGUGCUGCCCUCCAGUCCGGAGUUCGCCCUGGAGGCGCUGUCCCUGGGACCGCUUCCCCACUCCGCAGCUUCCUCCACGGCCUCUCCAUCGGCAUCUCCCUCUCCAUCGACGGAGGAACCCAGGCCAAAGGCCAUUCCCGCUGCCAUCAAAAAACAAGGUGUCUCCGCCGAGAGUUGCGUGCAGUCCAUGCAGCAGUCCUACAGCAUUCCGAUACCCAAAUACGACAAGGAUUUCAGUGCCAAGCAGCAGAUCAAGGACGCCAUCAUGGACAACGACUUUCUGAAGAACAUAGACGCCUCGCAGGUGCGCGAACUGGUGGACUCCAUGUACUCCAAAAGCAUCGCCGCCGGGGAGUUUGUGAUCCGCGAGGGCGAAGUGGGUGCCCAUUUGUACGUCUCCGCAGCCGGCGAAUUUGCAGUGAUGCAGCAGGGCAAGGUGCUGGACAAGAUGGGGCCGGGCAAGGCCUUCGGGGAGCUGGCCAUCCUCUACAACUGCACCAGGACGGCCUCCAUUCGGGUGCUGAGUGAGGCGGCCAGGGUGUGGGUGCUGGACAGAAGGGUCUUCCAGCAGAUCAUGAUGUGCACGGGUCUACAGCGCAGGGAAAACAGUGUGAACUUCCUGAGAUCCGUGCCCCUGCUGAAGAACCUUAGCGAGGAGCUGCUGGCCAAGAUUGCGGAUGUCCUGGAGCUGGAGUUCUACGCUGCAGGCACCUACAUCAUCCGCCAGGGCACCGCCGGCGAUAGCUUCUUCUUGAUCUCACAGGGCAAUGUCCGGGUGACACAGAAACUGACCCCCACCUCCCCGGAGGAAACGGAGCUGCGAACUCUGUCGCGGGGAGACUACUUCGGAGAGCAGGCUCUGAUCAACGAGGACAAGCGGACGGCCAACAUCAUCGCCCUGUCACCAGGAGUGGAGUGCCUCACUCUGGACAGGGACUCCUUCAAGCGACUGAUCGGCGAUCUCUGCGAGCUGAAGGAGAAGGACUACGGGGAUGAGAGCAGGAUGCUGGCCAUGAAGCAGGCCAGGGAGAGCAGCGAGGAUGAGCCCAAGCCCAAGGAGCAGCUGCAGCAGGAGUUCCCCGACUUGAAGCUCACGGAUCUCGAGGUGGUCAGCACUCUGGGCAUAGGUGGCUUUGGUCGCGUGGAGCUGGUCAAGGCCCACCAUCAGGACCGGGUGGAUAUCUUCGCCUUGAAGUGCCUGAAGAAACGACACAUUGUGGACACCAAGCAGGAGGAGCACAUCUUCAGCGAGCGCCACAUCAUGCUUAGCUCGAGAUGUCCCUUCGUCUGCCGAUUGUAUCGCACUUUCCGGGAUGAGAAGUACGUCUAUAUGCUGUUGGAGGCCUGCAUGGGUGGCGAGAUCUGGACGAUGCUUCGGGAUCGCGGAUCCUUCGAGGACAACGCGGCGCAGUUCAUCAUUGGGUGUGUCCUGCAGGCAUUCGAGUACCUCCAUGCCCGCGGGAUCAUCUACCGAGAUCUGAAGCCGGAGAACCUUAUGUUGGAUGAACGCGGCUAUGUGAAGAUCGUGGACUUCGGUUUUGCCAAGCAGAUCGGAACCAGCGCAAAGACGUGGACCUUCUGCGGCACCCCGGAGUACGUGGCGCCCGAAAUCAUCCUGAACAAGGGUCACGACCGAGCUGUGGACUACUGGGCGUUGGGUAUCCUCAUCCAUGAGCUGCUUAACGGAACCCCACCAUUUAGUGCCCCUGAUCCCAUGCAGACGUACAACCUCAUCUUAAAGGGCAUUGACAUGAUAGCCUUUCCCAAGCACAUCUCCCGCUGGGCCGUGCAACUCAUUAAACGCCUCUGCCGCGAUGUUCCCUCGGAGCGCCUUGGUUACCAGACCGGGGGUAUCCAGGAUAUCAAGAAGCACAAGUGGUUCCUGGGCUUCGACUGGGACGGCUUGUCCAGCCAGCUGCUGAUCCCGCCCUUCGUGCGACCCAUUGCCCAUCCGACGGACGUGCGCUACUUCGACCGCUUCCCCUGCGACGUAAGCGAGCCGCCGGACGAGCUAUCCGGCUGGGAUGCGGACUUCUAGGCCCAUUCCACCUCCUCCCUUGACUUGGUACUUCAUCACUCUUUAGUUUACUGUAGGAUACUUUAUUGAUUUGUAUAGAAACGUAGAAAGAAACAAGGAAA
Messenger RNA from Drosophila subpulchrella, 2559 nucleotides. RefSeq names its product cGMP-dependent protein kinase, isozyme 1 (gene Pkg21D). NCBI's taxonomy places the organism in Eukaryota, Metazoa, Arthropoda, Insecta, Diptera, Drosophilidae. Gene Ontology annotation, molecular function: ATP binding; cGMP-dependent protein kinase activity. The record is from RefSeq and is a predicted model, not a curated record. Gene Ontology annotation, biological process: protein phosphorylation. The coding region runs from base 140 to 2458 and encodes 772 amino acids. The transcript is spliced from 5 exons.